This is a messenger RNA of Chiloscyllium plagiosum (whitespotted bambooshark), 1942 nucleotides long. RefSeq names its product small nuclear ribonucleoprotein 25 (gene snrnp25). Gene Ontology annotation, cellular component: U12-type spliceosomal complex. Gene Ontology annotation, biological process: mRNA splicing, via spliceosome. Gene Ontology annotation, molecular function: protein binding. NCBI's taxonomy places the organism in Eukaryota, Metazoa, Chordata, Chondrichthyes, Orectolobiformes, Hemiscylliidae. The record is from RefSeq and is a predicted model, not a curated record.
CCCGGCCCACAGCCGCUCGGGAGCGUGUGCCCGCGGUGUGGUUCCGGGGCCGGGUUGUCCCCCCCCCCAGUCCAGGAUUCCUUCCAUGUCAAGACAAUAAUCCAAUCCCCACUUAAAUUCAUUUAAAGAUUCACUGAGGAUGACUGAAGACAUUAAAAAGGAACUGACUCCCGCUAACAUUAAGGAGGAAGAAAAUUUUGCAGUAGAUAAUCAGGAAAAAGCUGCAGAAGAGGAGGAAGAGUUAUCACAUGCAGAAAUCCUGGACCUAUUUCAGGAAGGUCUGGCCAUGAUCGUCCAGGAUCCAUUGUUGUGUGAUCUUCCAGUUCAGGUUACUUUGGAAGAGAUAAAUUCUCAGGUCGCUCUGGAGUAUGGUCAAGCAAUGACUGUCAAAGUAAAGAAAGGAGAUGGUGAAAUUAUGCCUGUUGUUGUAAUUCAAAAUGACACAGUCCUUGAUCUGAAAAAAGCCAUUCAGAGAUAUGUACAACUAAAGCAAGAGCGUGAAGGAGGAACACAGUACAUCAGUUGGAAAUAUAUUUGGAGAACCUAUCAUCUGACGUUUAAUGGAGAGAAAUUGACUGAUGACAAGAUGAAACUGAAAGAUUACGGUAUAAGGAAUCGAGAUGAGGUCACCUUCAUAAAAAAACUUCGAAAAAAAUAAAGAUUUGUGUAAAUCUUAGCACGUGUCCAAAAGGCAGAUUUGUCUUGUAGAGAGAUAUGUGUUGCUGUCUCUCUACUUCUGAGAAAACUCUUCACCAGAGGACGAAGCACAGGAGUUGUAUCAUUCAUUAGAACUUCAGUGAUAAGGAACAAGCCAUUUUCAGAAUUGUCACAAAUUGUAAUUCAACAUACAGUAUUCUGUUGGGUUGUAUAAGGUGUUUAUUGAAUGAUUCAAUGUGUUUAGAGAUUAACUCUUAUUUUUGCAAUCCAGUUAGUUAUAUUAAAAUCCAUAUGUCAUAAGUCUGUUUAAGUACAAAACUAGCAUUGUGCAAAUGAAAAUUAUAAUAGGAUGUAUCUAAACAUUGGAAGAGCCUUAUAAAAGUAUUUUCAAAUGCUACAGAGCUGCUUAAAGUCAGGUAUUCUUUCAGAUUUUUAUCUAUUAGUAUUUACGAAGGUAUAGUAUUGACAAAUAAGAUACCACCAGAUGAUUAGAACAAAGAACAUAGAAAAAUACAGCACAGUACAGGCCCUUCGGCCCUCGAUGUUGCGCCGAUCCAAGCCCACCUAACCUACACUAGCCCACUAUCCUCCAUAUGCCUAUCCAAUGCCCGUUUAAAUGCCCAUUUGAUGUAUCUUGAAUCAGGUAUUAACUACUCAUUGUGUAAAAGAUGAUUUCUGGGUCUCAAUCCCCCAUCUGAAUCGACAUUGUUCUCUCAUACAAGAGUGAGCUUGCUCAGGGGCUUUUGUCAAUCUCGCCACAACACAAGUAGCUCACUUCUGCCCUGCUGAGCAGCUGGCUGUUCACAACCUAUACCCAAAAUCCUAAACUUUCCUUUAGACACCUGACUCUUCCUGACUGGUGCUCUGGCAAAUGAAGCAAGCCAGGUUAUCUGAAACUCUGCACAGAAGCUGGCAUUCUUGAUUUCUGUCUUACUCCCCUGCCCCUCUGCUGGAAUCAAUUAAACAGGCCUCGCAAUAUAUGCAAGCACUCGGCUAUGAUGCCAGAACUCAGGUUCGACUGAGAGACAUCGACCAAUGAGAUCAUAUCUGAGAGUCCAAGGUUACUUUGUAAGCCUGCCACCUGUGGAAUUCUGUGGACCUGGUAAUGCCCGGAAUGAAGAGAGCCUUCCUCCCAACUUAAUGUGGGAAAUUUUCACCAGCUCACUGGCAAACUGGCGUCCGUUUUGUAAAUGCAAUAAUUCAGCUACAUCUAAGUAGCAGUGCGUGUUUUGGAUAUUGUUCUUAAAAAUAAAAUCUGAGCAUUAAAGUUUUUCUUUUUUCACAA